Acaulospora colombiana is the source of this 487-nucleotide messenger RNA. The record is from the annotation of a GenBank genome assembly. Lineage: Eukaryota; Fungi; Glomeromycota; Glomeromycetes; Diversisporales; Acaulosporaceae.
UGAACUGGAAGUACGGGGACUCCUCUACCUUUUUCCCAGAAGACUAUAACUGGGUCGAACCUCCAGUGAAGACUCUUGUCAACGGCAGAAAUGAUACCUUUACCCAGAAGCUCGGAGAUGAAUGUCUUCCUUUUCUGGGGGAAGUUCCUGAUGAACCUUGGCUUCCAAUCGAGAACAUUGGCAUCGUAAGCAAUGGUCGCUGCGCUAGUUCAUGCGCUAUCUUCGCUGUAAGUAGUGCUAAAGAUGAAUUAUCCCAGCUCGGUUCUUACUCUCUCCAGAUUACAAUGCAAAAGAAAGAAGGUGCAAAAGUUGCGGUUGUUGGUGGUCGCCAAUCUGUUCCUCAGCAAUACACCGGGACUGUUGGCGGACAGUCGACAAGCUUUACGGCCAUUGACUCCGAAAUCAAGACCACUCAUCUUAAGAACCACCCUUUUGCUCCUCCGGACUUUAUUGGAAACUCUUAUCAGGGAAUCACCUGGAGGCUAGG